AUGCCCUGGCAGGGAAGGUAUCCUUUGAACAGAGCUGUGUCGUCUAGCAAUAUCUCAACAGAGAUAGUUCAGUUCCUGCUGGAUAAUGGCGCAGAUAUCGAUUUAGCGAAUCGUCAUCCUGGCCUCCUGUUAAACGAAGCAUAUCAUGGCACAAUUUAUACUUUGCGUCUAUUGCUUGACCGUGGAUUAACCUAUCCGCCAGAUGACUUUGAGAGAUGGUUUGGAAUAUUGGUUGACGGGUGUCCAGUCGAGACGGUGCAUCUGUUGCUCGAAUACGGUUAUACGUCGAAUAUCGAGAUGCUGUCGAUUGCGAUAAGAGUUCAGCGGGGAAAUAUCCUGCAGCUCCUCAUUGAUAGCGGUAUUGAUCUAAAUAUGAGAGAUACGAGAGGGUUUACUCUUCUUCACACGGCUAUCUUUCGCUGUAUACCCUCAGACCCGCCAAUUAGAAUCGGUCACGGGAGCAUAGUAUGUCGUCGGCCGGGUAGGAAGAGUCUGGUACGUAAAAUAGAAACUGGUCCGCAGCGGGUCUCACCUCCAUGUAUGAGUGACAAGGUUGAAAAGUACGCCCCGGAGGAAAUCGGGCACUGUCUGAUCCGCGGAGGUGCAGACUGCAAUACCCAGGACGCGCGGGGGCGCACCCCGCUGGCUCUCGCCAGAAAAUGUUCUCCGGCGAUACAGCAGAUUCUUGUCGAUGGUGGAGGUGAAUAG
Molecule: messenger RNA, 708 nt
Organism: Penicillium malachiteum
Lineage: Eukaryota; Fungi; Ascomycota; Eurotiomycetes; Eurotiales; Aspergillaceae
Product: ankyrin repeat domain-containing protein
Exons: 1
Coding region: 1-708 (235 amino acids)
Molecular function (GO): protein binding
Source: RefSeq, a predicted model, not a curated record